AUGGAUAAUACUGAAAAAGAAUAGAAGAAGCAAGUGGUUUCUAAAAAAAGAAGCAGUAAAGAGAAAUCUAAUUGGCUCUUGUAUAAAUACUUUGUGCGUAAAGAUUUUGGAUAAUGCAUGGAACUUAUUGAAUAAUUAAACUUGCAAAAUAAUGGAACUCAUGAAUAUGCUAACUUUUUAAAAUCAUUAAUAUUAAGGAACUAAGGAGAGUUGAUUUAAUCAUUGGAACUUUAAAAAGAUUUACAUACAUACAAUGAAUAAAAUUAUGAUAUUCUCAAAUAAAUUAGUCGCUCAAUGUUUUUAGCUUAGAAAUUUAAGGCUAGUAUUGAAGUAGCCAAUCAUGCAAUUAAUAUUAAUUCCAGUGACUGGUAGCUUUAUUAUACUUAGGGCUAAUGUUUUGUCAAUUUAGGCGAUUACUAAUAAGCUUUAAAGUGUUUUUAGAAGGCCAACUAACUUUCGAAACAUGAAUCGACAUUCUUAGAAUUAGGAAAGUUGUACACUGAUUUAAAAGAACCUGAAAAAGCUAUUGAAAUUUACGAAGAAGCUUUAUAACAUUCUAAUGACAACUCAGAUAUCCUUGUCAUUUUGGGAGUUAUUUGCUUGAAAUAAUAAAAUGAAUAAAAGGCUUUCAAAUACCUUGGCCAGGCACUUUCUGUUAAUAACAAAGACUUAAAAGCAAUUUUAGCUGCAAGUUCUGUCAUGCAAGACAAACAAGAAUAUGAGUCUGCUUUGAUGAAAUACAAAAUAAUGGCUAAAUACAAUCCUAAUUCCCACUAGCUGUGGAAUAAUAUUGGCAUGUGCUUUUAUGGAAUGAAAAAAAACAUUUUCGCUAUAGCUUGUUUAAAAAAAGCUUUAUAUUUAAGUCCUUUUGAGUGGAUUACCUGCCUUAACUUAGGGUUAGUUUACAUGACUUCUUAACAAUAUGCAACAGCUUACUUUUUUUUCACUGUUUCUAUUAAUUUGAGACCUAAUUAUGCUAUUACUUACAUGCAUUUAGGUUAGUGCUUAAAUAGAUUAGAGGAUUUCCCUAAUGCAUGUUCAGCAUUCAGAAAAGCUAUUGAAAUAGAAAAGGAUUAUUUAAUUUAUUUAAAUUUUGCUAUCAUUCUUGCUUAAAGAGGUCCUUAGUACUUCCAUGAAGCCAAAGAAAAUGUUAAGCUAUUUGAAUAAAAAUUUUUAGAAAUGAGCGAAGACUCAAGAGUAAACAGAAGUGAUAUAUUAGAACAACGCCAGUAUUUAUCAAAUUUGCUUGGAUUAGGUCUUCCUCACAUUGAUUGA
Molecule: messenger RNA, 1275 nt
Organism: Tetrahymena thermophila SB210
Lineage: Eukaryota; Ciliophora; Oligohymenophorea; Hymenostomatida; Tetrahymenidae
Product: bardet-biedl syndrome 4 protein
Exons: 9
Biological process (GO): protein localization to cilium; cilium assembly
Cellular component (GO): ciliary basal body
Molecular function (GO): protein binding
Source: RefSeq, a predicted model, not a curated record